Molecule: messenger RNA, 435 nt
Organism: Prunus armeniaca (apricot)
Lineage: Eukaryota; Viridiplantae; Streptophyta; Magnoliopsida; Rosales; Rosaceae
Source: the annotation of a GenBank genome assembly
AUGGUGAGGGGACGAGAUGUAAGCAGCUAUUGUAAUCGUCAUGGAAAGAUAUCACAAAAUGUAUUAGCAGCUUGUAAGUGCCCCAAGAUAAAUGAAGGCGGAGUUGGUGAUUAUGGUAGUUGUGGUGGUGGGGAUGGCGGUUGUGGAGGUGGUGGUGGUGGUGGUGGUGGUAGUGGUAGCAUGGUGGUGGUGGUGGAUGUGGAGGUUUUGGAGGAGGUAGUGGUAGUGGUGAUGGUGGUGGUGGUGGAGGUGGUGGUGGAGGUGGUGGUGGUGGUGGCGGUGGUGGUGGUAGUGGAGGAGGAGGUGGAGGUGGAUUUCCGAUUGAACCAACAGACGAAUCUUCAUCAUCUUUUUUUGCAGUAUUACCAAUUAAUGAAGAUGAUACUUUUGAAACCUAUUGUUCAAAACCCAAGAACAACAACGAGAAGAUGCUAA